AUGGUAAUCAUUGGUCGUAUUUUAGUCUUUUUUGGCCUGGCUGCUAUAUUGCAUGCCGGUUACUCAGCAGUUCAAUGUAAGUAUUGGUACCAUUGAUGGUCUUCGAUGUGUUUUCUAUGUGUUUUAUGAGACAGGCAAUUACCGCGGUCAUGUCGAUCAGCCACACAAAUUUCAGCUUUUUCGCCCCCCAGUUCUGGUUCUUCAAAAUUCUUCGAUUAGUUCAUUUGACUAUUAUUUUGACUAAAUAAUCAAAGUUUUAGUACUAACCCUUAAAAGACCAGUUCAGGCGGAGACAACACACAAAAAACGUGAUGUGACAUUCUUAAUUAAUUGCUCUCUCUCUCCUUGAUAGGUAACUUUGGGCAACUUUAACCCUAACAUAUCAACUAAUCGAGAAAAAAAAAUAGUAGUUAUUUUUCACUGGUAUAUUUUCAUAAUUUUAUAAAAGUUUUGAAGUUCACUCAUCAUGCAUUUCAACCCCUGCAUGCAGUAUUGUGGGACAUGUAACCUGAUGUACACAGUAACUUUUACCCACAUGAUCAUGAAUUCUUGAUUGCAGGUGGAACUAUAAAAUACUUGCUUUUGCUCUUUGGGUGCUGUAAGCGUUGGGUCUGGACUAGUUUUAAUCAGCACUUGAAUUAAAGUUGAAUGCAUGUGGGGAAAGCAUACAUGUACAUAUGGUUUUUUGGGCUUGUACAUGUAGGGUAAAAAGAAAAAAAAAUUCUCUGUAUCAGGUGUCUUUGUAAAGCCCUGUGCUGGGUUGUUCAAAGCAUUGUUAAGCAAACUGAGCGAUUCUAGCCAACAAUUUUUAUUCAUAGUUUUUCAUGGCUACAGCCUCCUGUAGGAGGCAAAGAAGGUAAAGCCACAUACUUGUACAUGUAUGUCAUUGAGACAAGUGCGUGAGUGAGUGUAAAGAUAGAAUUCAAAUCUUGACCCAAUUUUGACCUGAUGUUUCCCAAUGCUACUUAUUGUUUGCUUUGAAGUAUCUUGGUAGUUCUAUAUUCUCACUUGAUGCUCAGUUGAGUUCUCUCCUUUUGUGAUUUGAAGCUUACUGUAUAGACACCAGUAGCUUACAUGUACAUGUGUGUAUUCUAUUCUUGUGGUGACACUACAUGUCUACAAAUCAGCAGAAAAAGAUAAACAUCUUACUAUCAAUUCAGGCUUGGGUGUAAUUAAAAACAAAAGUUUUCCUUGCAGAAAUAAUCUUGAUAGGUGUGAUCCGCUCAUCACAAAACUUUAAGGAAUAUUUUUUCUUUGAAGAAAGAGCAUUUUAUCACUUAAAUCAGCCAAUUAUGUAGAUCUGAAGAUAUAAUCUUUUUCAGUUCUUGCUGUGACACUGCAAAAGGCAAUAAGCACCUCAAAAUAAUUUGACAGUGGGAUCCACCAAUGCAUGAUUUAAAUAAAAAAUUUCCCCUGCAGAAAUAUCUCAAUAGAUAUGAUCAGCCUAUCAUGGAGGCUUUGAGGGAAUUUUCUUUCUUUGAUAAGAAAGAAUUUUACUGUUUGAAUCGGUUACUUAUGGCAAAAAGGGCCACUAAAUUUACUGAGCAUACAAACUGCAAAAAAUGAUACCUUAGGUACUUUAAAUUCUUAUUGAAAAGGUGUUGACAAAGUUUCCCUUGACAUGGCUCAACAUAAUUGGAAAAAUAGUAGUUCAGGUGAUGAAUGACCUCCUGAAAAUGUAUGUUCGAAACAUUCAACAUAAGUAUGCACAGUGACUCUCAAAUAAUAACUUAAAAAGAAAUUGUUCCUUUGAUGUUAAAUAUAAUGCUUGGCAGGUUAACAAAUGGUAAUGCUGUUUUUCAACCACGUCACUAUCAAAUUUACUCUUUAGCAGACAGCAAAGUAACUGUAGGUAAAACUUUUAGUGUGAGACUUAAUGUUUUGAUUUUUCAGGUCGAACUUAUUACAAGUUGCUGGAAGAAGAAUUUCCUGGCCUGCCUCCUGAUGUAAGUAAAGCCUGUUUUUGCAAGUGUAUAUAUCAACUUGUUUAUUUUUGGUUUUUUUUUUUUUUUUGUUACCAUGUUCCCACCAAUAGCGUAGCUCCAUUUUCUCCCUCAGUUCCUCUAUUUGCUCUGAUGUAGGGCUUAUGCUCAAAAUGUUAGCUUUAAACCUCUCAACUGUGGCCAAAUUAUGUUAUCAACUCAGUUAAUAGUACUAAAUUACCCUGGUAUACUCUCCCACUGACACAGCACUUCAGUUUCUUCCCCCUUUUUUUUUUUCUCCCUUUAUUCAUUUGCUUUAGAAACACUUGUAUUACCCAACAAUGGAACUUUGUUGCCCCAAGACAAAUUCUAAGCUGGUAAACUAGUGGUCUUAGGUUUAAGCCCUCUGCUCUGCUUCUUACUGGAUUUGUUUUCAGUUGUCCUGAGUUCAACUCCUUGGAUGUACCUUUAUUUAAAAUGUAGCCAACUGGUCUGCCUCCUACCACCAGAAAUUUUUAACCCUUUAACUGCCAAAAGUGAUUAACAUGUUACUUCUCCCUGUAAGAUCUGUAUACUAUCCAGCAAACAGGUAAUGGAACACUCAAAGCUAUCAGUUAGAGGCUGUUAUCUUGAUCUAACACCAAAUACACAUAACUAAUUUACACGGAAAUAUUUAGCAGCUAGAGGGGAGAAUGAGCAAUUAGAUCUUGAGAGUUCAAGGGUUAAACACCAUGUUUCUUCAAAAUAUUUCAAUUUGUUCGUAUUGACCCUGAAGAGUCCCAUAUGAGGAGUAGUCAAUUAAGUAUACAUGUAUACAUAAUUACUAACCUAGUUGUUAUUGUUCUUCAGCCUUUUAGCCCUCGAACUCUCAAGAUCUGAUUGUUACUUCUCCCCUCUAGCUGCUACACAUUUGCUUGUAAAUCAUUAAUGAGAAUUUAGUGUCAGAUCAAGAGAACAACUUCUACCUGACAACUUGGUGGUUUCCCAAUACCUGUUUGUAGGAUGAUGUAUGGAUAUUAUAGGAAGAAGUUACAGUUUAAUCACUUCUGGGAUUUAAAGGGUUAAUAACUUCUGUCAUUUUUGCAGGUUUGCAUUCAGUGCAUUGUAGGGCUGAUCAUAGGCUGUUUGGGUGUGGCUCAUAUGGCUGGAGAAUUUAAAGAAAUUAGAGCAGCUGCAGAGAUGGCCAACAAGUGAGUCCAAAAUUUGUUACAUUGUACAUGUCAGAAAGUUGGAUUGGUGCAUUUAUAAAAGCAAAUGAACUUGUGCAGAAGGAAUUUCUGAAUUCUUUAACUCAACACCCUAACAUCAGUAUGCAUAUUCUCCAAACUGUUCUUUAUACAUUUUUAAGAUGCAGACAAGGAGAAUUUGUUUACCAAUAAAAAAGGUUCUUUUGUUGGUGAUCAUUUCCUUUAUUCUCAUGACAUCACUGUGUGAUUCAGUGGUGAUAUCUUAGGGAGAAAUUAGAUGCUAGGCACUCCUAGGGUUUAAAGGGUUAAUGGUGUGGUAUCCAUACUCCAUGUAUAUUAUACAAUCCAGUAAGCUUUGACAGAAUCAGACAGCUUGCUUUUUGUACCUCUGUGCAAGUAAACCACUGCAUUUUACAAGCAAAUUUUUGUGGCAAAUCACUAGUGUGAGCUGCUUCCUAUCUUUAGUCAUUUGAUAAAUUCCCCUGAGAAUUUUCAGUUGUUAAUCAGUCAAGUGCUGUCAAGACUUAGAAAGAGAGAAAAUUUUCACACCUUGGAUAUUGUUGUAUUGUAAAUAUUAAUUUUCCUCAAGAGCCAGCAAAGAAAUAGAUGGUCUCUCAAUUAGGAAUUAGAAAAAUUUGCUUUUUGAUCGUGAAAAUUUUUAUUUGGAGUGAGAAGUGGGGAGAAAUUUUCACUCUCCUCCAAGCUCCUGCUUGUUGUUCAGUUAUAAUGUCAUUGAAGUUUGAACGUUACCAUUUUCUGUGAUUUCACCUUAUUUUCAGGAGCUGGGAAUCAUUUGGCAACCGGCCUUCAUUUUAUACCUACAGUCAUAGGGGGAAGAUGUUAUUUUUGGCAAAUGAAGGGGUCAGAGAUUAGUGUCAUUCUGUGGCUAUCUGUAUUACCAUGGAGUAUGUUUGUAUUGAAUUACACAGACUCUGAAUCUUGAAGGAAGCUACUAGGACUGAAAGAUGAUGGCUUAAUUCGCAAUUAUUGUACUUCUGCCUUUCCCACGUAUGCCGCAAACAGGCUAGCAGACUCUUGUACAAAGCAACUGAAUGAUGUCAAAAUAUGUUGUAUGUAAAAACUACAAAUUUCGAUUUGUCUACAGUAUUUACCCUUUCGUGAAUUGCUUAUAUGUUCCUAACAUAGACUUUAUUGUAUUACUCCGACAUACUCACUGCAGGAAGCAUACAAAAACGAAGCCUAGUUCAGUAUUAAUGGUCGCCGGUCUAGUAACCCAAGAGUCAUCUCGCCUAAAGUCAUGGAGUCAGGUCGCUCGAUACUGUCGCUCGAAAGCGGAGUCUAGUCACUCAAUAAUUUUAGUCAUGUUGCCCGGUAAAAGUGGAAAUGAUAAAUACAAUGGCCUCUAAGAUCUAUAAGUAAUUUGAAUUGUUCGAGUCCCAUUAAAUUCCUGAAACUUGUAGGUAAAACUUCAUUCCAGAGAUCGUGCAAUUACUGACUGUUUUAAGCUUUAUUCUUAAACAGAAUGUUCUAUUCGCUGCGCUCUUUCGCUUUUUUUCAAUCUAAUUUUUCGGCAGAGCUUUUAAGUUUAGGUAUUAGUAAACAAUUUUUAUCUUAGGAUUUGCAAUGGUAAUAGGACUGCUUGGAGUCUAAUUCGGUCUGUAAUCCCUAGUAUGAUUACAGACCGAAUUGGACGACACAAAGUCUUAUUACCAAUUAAUCAUGAAAAUUACAAUUUCCGUGAAAAGAAGAAUAGCCAAGAUAUGAAAGAAAGGGAAAAUAAAUUUGCAUUAAAAGACGCAAAGGAGGCGUACAUUGUUUGAUGUCGCUCUGACAUUGACCACAAUCAAAAUGGAUGUGAUUGGUUGAUUUUAACUGCAACUUUAAUGUGGUUGGCGUAUUAAACUGUCUGAUAACAACUGAACUUGGCGAGUGAAUUAGUGUAAAAAAGGAGUUUUUAAACCAAUCACCAUUGUAAUUUUAUAUUAUGCAUAUUAAAUGCAUUAAAAAAACUACCUCAAGCGCGGAUAUUUUGAUGCGUUCGACAAUUCGCGUUUUCCAGAAGACUUACACUUUUCUUUUCCGUUUCAACGCUUCGGCGCUGUAGUCUUACAGGGGAAACCACUCAACUGGUUUGAUACCUGUUCCUGUUUGCGCCGUCGUGUCACGAAAGAUGUGUGACGAUCAACAUGAACAGGUAGAACAAACCGAAACUACAGAUGUUCAAAAAAAGACUCUUUCCAAAGCUUUUGUUUUACAUUUCCCACUAUUCAGGAACAAAUGAAUCCAGGGAACAUAAUAGUACAUAAGAAUCAUUUCCACUGAUUCCCACGCGGCAUGCAGUUGAACCAAUUUAAGACUAAAGAUGAACCAUUACUAACUUUAAAUUUGAAACUUUUUUAAGAUGUCGAAACUAAUAUUUUUUUCAUAAAUACCAGCUGGAAUUAGAGUUCAGAUAACCUUCUCAUGUUAAUGAACGAAAAAGUUCAUUUCCUGACACUUUAUCUGCGGUAACUCUAAGAAUGAUUCACUGUAGUGUUAAUUUAUUGAAUGAUAAGCGUGUAGAGCUCUUUGGAGUGAAUCUGUCAAUAUGUUGCUAGGCAAUAUAUAAAGCUCAAAACAUUAGAAAAAUAUGAAGGCAAAAUGGAGCAUGAAAAUUAUUUCCAAGGUAACUUGGCUGUCAAAAUAACAUUUUUAUCUUUAAUCCUCGGUGUUUCCUAAUUCUUUAAAUGGUG
Molecule: messenger RNA, 5802 nt
Organism: Pocillopora meandrina
Lineage: Eukaryota; Metazoa; Cnidaria; Anthozoa; Scleractinia; Pocilloporidae
Source: the annotation of a GenBank genome assembly